Molecule: messenger RNA, 5992 nt
Organism: Myxocyprinus asiaticus (Chinese sucker)
Lineage: Eukaryota; Metazoa; Chordata; Actinopteri; Cypriniformes; Catostomidae
Product: (E3-independent) E2 ubiquitin-conjugating enzyme UBE2O-like
Exons: 20
Coding region: 9-3971 (1320 amino acids)
Source: RefSeq, a predicted model, not a curated record
UACCAGAGAUGGCGGAACACGUCACAGCAGCGCUUUCUCCGGCCUUGAGCCCGAGCUCCGAGCCGCCGUCCGAUGCACUCUCUCCCACAGCUGGCGGGACGGAGCGGCUCCUGUUUACGCAUGAUCUGGUCUCCGGAAAACACCGCGGAGCGAUGCGCUUCGGGCUUGUACGGAUGAUUCAUGGUGAGGAGGAUUUUGAGGAUUCAGACUCGGAAAUCGGUGGUGAUGGCGGAGGGAGAGGAGGAGGAGGUGGAGGUGGUCGUGAUGGCGGCGGUGGAGGCGCUCCCAGUAACUCGGACAACGAGAGUGGGGCGGCGGACACACGGUCAUGGCCUCUCGGUAGAGGAUUCGUGCGGGUUCAGUGGUAUCCCGAAGGGACGAAACAGGAUGUUAGGGAAACGAAGCUGAAACUUGAAGAUCGAUCUAUUGUGCCAAGAGACUUUGUCCGGCGAAUGAACUCAAAUGAUAAACAGUGUGGUAUUGUGACCAACAUAAACUCUAAAUGUGCAGUGAAGCUUGUAGGAACCAACUGUAUUCUUUAUCCUGUUAAAAGCAAAGACCUGCAGCACGUCUGGUCAUUUAUGUAUGGUGACUACAUUGUUUAUGACUUCUGGCUGGGAAAGGUAUAUGAUCUCAGCAUCCAAAUCAUUGUGAAGCUUUCCAAUGGAGCACGGUGUUCUAUGAGUGAGGAGGACUGUGCCAAACUCUAUGAUAUUUACCCUCACAUUAGUGAUGUGGGUUUGUUCUUUGAUGAUGCAUAUGGGUUUUACCCAGGCCAGGUUUUGAUUGGGCCCUCGAAGGUUUUCUCUAAUGUGCAGUGGCUUUAUGGUGUAAAGCCAGUUCUCAGUAAGAAAAGCAAGUUCAGGGUUGUUGUGGAGGAGGUUCAGGUGGUGGAGCUAAAGGUGACGUGGAUUACAAAAAGUUACUCUCCAAAAGGACCAGACAGUGUCUUCCCACCACCCUCAACCAUCACACAGGAGAACCUUGGCAGAGUGAAGAGACUGGGCUACUUUGAUCACGCUCAGAGGCAGCUGGGAGAGAGGGCCCUGUACGUGUUUCCUGCCAAGAGUGAAACCACACGCAUCACUUGUGAAGGGCCAGAGGGAACCCCUGCUCACCCUGAGGACCCUGUUGUUCGAAAGUUAAAAAGAAUGUUUAAAAAGGAACCAGGGAAGAAAAUAACAGAAAAUUCAGACACUCAAAAUAACAGCUCACAGACAACAGAGAAAGCGGACAACACUAAAGGUGAGGAGAGGUCAAUGCAGGGAAAAGACUGUGCUGAUGACAGCUCCACCCCAUGCUGCCCCAACAAUGGUCCCGUUCCAUGCCCAGAUGAUCUGGAGGAGGGGAAGGAGCCACUUGCAAAUGCUUCCCAGGGACAGUGGACUCAACUGGGGGAGCAAGAGUCAGAUGAGGAGGCAGGGGAUGACACAGAUGAUACCAGCUCCAUCACUUCCUCUGCUAGCUCUACAGCAUCACUGCAGAGUGGCCUGACCCGGAAGAAGAGCAUCCCCCUUUCCAUACGAAAUCUUAAGAGAAAGCACAAGAAGAAGAGGAUGAAGUUUUCUCGCGAGUUUAAACCAGGAGACAGGGUGGCUGUAGAGGUCGUUUCCACUGUGACCUCUGCUGAUGUGAUGUGGAAGAACGGUGUAUUACACACAGGCAUCCGCUCCAAUGACCUGAUUCCAGUUCAACAUUUAGACAACCACGAGUUCUGCCCUGGAGACUAUGUUGUAGACAAACGAGCCCUGGGUCUUCAGGAUCCAAGUGUCUAUGGAGUGAUUCAGUCAGGUGAUCAUAAGGCCAGGACCUGUGUAGUCAAGUGGGUCAAACUCAAUGCUGCAGGCAACGAUGUUGAGGUGAUUGGAGAGGAGGAGGAUGUUAGUGUCUAUGACAUUACUGAUCAUCCUGAUUUCCAUUUUCACACGACGGAUAUUGUCAUAAGGAUCGGCAAUUCAAACCCAGAGGACUGUGAAAAUGAGAGGUCUGUUGGCCAGGUGUGCAGGGUGGAACUGAGCAGUAAAGUGGAGGUUGUGUGGGCUGAUAAUUCUAAGACAAUAGUCCUGCCACAGCAUUUGUAUAAUGUGGAGUCUGAGAUUGAAGAAACUUAUUAUGACUCGGCAGAGGGCAGCAGUAGUGGUGCCUCUUCUGAAGAAUGGGAGGAUGAGAGUGAUAGCUGGGAGACAGAUAACGGACCAGUGGAGGAGGAACCAGGAGGGGGAGGUGCUGCCCCAGUCUCCUACCCCACCGCAGGUGAUGGCAAAAUCCACGGCAUAAAUGCCUCCACAAUCACUGACUCACCUGGAGCCAUCUCAACACCUGAGCUGCCUGGAGGUGGAGGUGGAGUCACAGCAUCUGAAGAGAAGCCCAGCAAAGAGACUCCACCACGGGGUUUCCGUGAGCUCAAAGAGGCCUUAAAGAUUUUGGAGAGUCUGAAGAACAUGACUGUUGAGCAGCUUUGGACCGGAUCACCUAUCUCUCCUACUGCGGAACCUACAGCUGCAACCUCUGCCACAAUGCCUGCUGAUGCCAAACCCACAAAGGAAAAACGCUUCCUGGAUGACAUUAAAAAACUUCAGGAAAACCUGAAGAAGACUCUGGACAAUGUGGCCAUUGUGGAGGAAGAAAAGAUGGAGGCUGCUAUGGAUGAGGAGAGGGCAACAGUGUCAGUACCAGCUGAACCCCAGACGCCUGUGUGUUCUGAGUGGCCCAGUGACACACCUGUUUUGUGUCAGCAGAGUGGAGGCAAACCAGGUGUCACCUUCACCAGUGCUAAAGGGGAAGUGUUUUCCGUUUUGGAAUGGGCACCAGACACCCAUUUAUUUAAAAAAAUGGAAUUCCAGCCAGCAGAAGCAAAGAAGUUCUUCAGCACUGUAAGAAAAGAAAUGGCCCUGCUGGCCACCUCUCUGCCUGAUGGCAUUAUGGUGAAGACUUUUGAGGACAGAAUGGACCUUUUCUCAGCUCUCAUUAAGGGCCCUAACCGCACGCCCUACGAGGACGGACUUUUCCUCUUUGAUAUCCAGCUCCCUAAUAUCUACCCUGCUGUUCCUCCUCUCUUCCGUUACCUUUCUCAGUGCAGCGGGCGACUUAACCCAAACCUCUAUGAUAAUGGGAAGGUCUGUGUUAGUCUGCUUGGCACCUGGAUUGGAAAGGGCACUGAAAGAUGGACCAGCAAAUCCAGUCUACUCCAAGUGCUUAUUUCUAUACAAGGUCUGAUCCUGGUCAACGAGCCGUACUAUAAUGAGGCCGGCUUCGACAGUGACCGAGGCCUUCAGGAGGGUUAUGAGAACAGCCGCUGCUACAACGAGAUGGCGCUCAUUAAGAUGGUGCAGUCUAUGACUCAACUUCUCCUGCAGCCUGUGGAGGUCUUUCAGCAGGAGAUUCGAGAGCACUUCGCCUGCUGUGGCUGGCGGCUGGUCCAUCGGCUAGAGUCCUGGCUGGAUUUGGGUGGGACAGUGACUGACCGCAUGUCCCGAUGUGGUGGUGGCGGCAGCGGCAGCCUCCGUGCAGAGCCUCUAGAGGAGAUCCACACAGCUCUGGCCCACAGCAGUCCAAGUAAGCAGGAUGUUCAGUGCGAAGAAGAGCUUGAGGACUCUGGGCUCAGCUCAUCCACGUCAGCGGCCAAUGGACCUCCUGGGGGGCACCAGGACCUGAGCCAGAGCUCAGAUUGUGACAGUUCAAUGGUGGGUGUUGCAAAAUCAGAAAUGCCAGAAAGUUCUGACGGGUUGUCUGGUUUUUUGACAUCCCAACAAAGUGGAAAACCAUGUCAGGAGUCUCUGCCAGUGGUCAGACCAAAGAAACGGAGAAAGAGCUAUCGCAGCUUUCUUCCAGAGCGCAGUGGCUAUCCAGACAUCGGAUUCCCACUAUUCCCACUGUCCAAAGGCUUCGUAAAAAGCAUGCACGUAAUUCUGCAACAAUAUCGAGCUACUUUGACAGCUGCUGGUGUUCCUGAGCACCCUGAGAACAAAUAAUUGCCCAAAAAAAUUAUUUUUCUCUCUCUCCUUCUCUUUUCCAAGUUAUGACCCCAAGAGCGCCGCUCUGUCCCCUUUAACCCUUGGCCAGCUACUUGGAUCUCCUCAUCAGACUGACAGUGUUCCACAGCAGCCUUUGUUAGUUGCUUUGUAGCACAUUUUAGUUUGCUUUUUUGUUGCCUCUCAUUUUGUUAUGGGAUGGCAGCACACACUAUUGUUUGUACUGAAAAACUGUUGAAAUUUCAUACGCUUCUAUCUUGUUUCCCUGACAACAACCCUGCCGACACAGGAUCUCUCAGGGAGGUAUGAACGAAACAGACAGAUGUGAGACAUUACAGAUGCUGAGGCAUGACUGAAGCUUUUGUUUUGUUAGUGGCUGUGUGAGUAUGAACUGUGCCAGAGGGAAUCAAUUAAUCGUGCCAUGGGAUGCUUCCAUUUAUCCUAGCACUAUUUUGAUGGGUUUACCAUCAUCAAACUCUCACCACAUGUGGUUUGCACAAGUUGGAAGUGGUUCACUUGCAGAAAAAAGGGUGGGGAAGUUAUUGUCAGUGUUUCCAUAAUGUUUCAGAUCACGUGUGUUUUAAGUCCUUGGCUCAUAAAAUAAUGAUAUUUCCAUAGCAUGAGCUCUGUGGUCCAUAUUUCCAUAUCAAGUGCUGCUUGAUGCAUUGCAUUGUCUUUCAAUCUGUGAACAAUAUCAUCAGUUCUUUUAAAGGUUGGUGUUGCUGACUAUUUUUUGACCCAAACAUGCUUCAAGUUGUAUAACUGCCCAGUCAUCGAUACUGUACAGGCCCUGAUCAUUCCUGCUGCUGUUUUACACCGAAACCAGAGUGUCAAGUUUGCAUGUGUUAAAAAAAAGCAGCCAGACACAAUGAACUACUCCGAUUCUUCCAAAUGGAAUUCCCCUUUCUCUCUUCCUCCCCUUCUAUGCCACAACAGAGAAAGAAGAGAUUUGCCCAAUGCAAGAAGGUGCCCUGAAUUGUUCGUGGAAGGCUGAUGAGGACCUAACCCCACCUCUGAUUUUAACCAUAGUGAGCCUGUAAGGCUGAGUAGUCUGCCAGGCAAAAUUGGGAGUACUUUUCAGGUAUCUGCAACUUGUUUCAGAAAGAACAAUUCAAACCUCACAUUUCUGUUUACAUCAACAUCAGGCCAGCUUUAAUUUUAGCACAGCCUGCAGACACGGUGUAUGUUAUGUACUUUUCCACUUUGUAAUGCACAUUAAUAUUCUUAGUUUUGCACAAACAUGAUAGCAUAUUUAUUUCCACUGGGUGAAACACUCCAAUCUGCUGGUUGUCUUUUUUUUCUCUUCAUCUUUGUUUCUCUCUGUAGUUUGGCUAUUGGGCUGAUGCAAGCAGAAGGUGAGAUGUAAUAUACUGCUAAAAUUUUCUGUACUUUAGCAUUUAAAUUCAAUCUUGUUUAUAACAAAGGAAAUAUGCAAGUAUGGGUAUCUUUAGGUGAUGGCCCUGACUUCUUGAGAUUCUUUAGUAAUAUCCUACAAAGAAUUAUUUCAUUAUGCCUUUCAAUAUAAUUUUGAAUUUGUAGCUUACAGUUUGAUAGCUGGAGAAUAAGAAUGCAUUAUCAAAGUGUUUCAUAUGUGCAUUUGAUGAGUUCAUGUGGAUUGAUUUAGCUGGUUAUUUUAUCAAUGCAGAUCCCUUUAAUCCAUCUCAGUAAAAAGGAAAAUAUAUGUUCCACAUACAGAUUAACAUCCUGUAUGUCUAGCUUCUUCCUCAAGACUAUCAUACAUUAGUUCAGCUCUCCAUAUUUUGGUUUCUGUGCAUCUCUGAAAUGUGAAGCUAGGUCUCAAAUGAGAAUCCAGACAUCAACCCUAAUGAAACUGAGCUAUUUUCUGUGUAUGUGUACAAUACUAUGAAUUUAAUCAUACUACUAUGAAGAGAGAUAACAGCCAAAGCAUGUAACAUGUUGCUUUAAGCCUUAAUGGCUACAUGAGACUUGACUGAACAAUGUAAAUAUUUCCACAGUGGCCUGUAUUGGUAAACUAAUAAACAUAUGAUUUGUAGCUUGAA